UCCGCCCGUGCGGUUGCCCGGGUAAUUUUCUGGCUUCGGUGGGAUCACAGAGGGGCGUGUACGCGGGUUCCGAGGCACCUGCCAGAGCUGGGAGCUUGCGCGGGCCUGAGCUUGACGGGUCGGAGGUCUCCAGGAGCCCUCAGCAUCCCUCCUUUCUCAUUCACACACCCCGGCCUCGCGCGUUAGGCGUCCCCCCAACAGACGAAGUAUAUAUUACAAAGCAUUCAAAGGCAAGUGAAAAUUCAAAUGCACAGAGCAGAGCCAGAGAGCCUUCUACAGAGGCUCUUCAGAAGGUAAGCAUUUCUCCUGCUUUGGCUAUUGUAUUUUCAGAAACAUAUUCUCAUUCUUUUUUUAUUAUUAAAAGCAUAACUCAUUAGUGUAAAUAUUUUUCAUAUUCAUUUGACAUAUUGCUAAAAAUGCUGUUCUGUUUGUUUUUGUAUUUUCAAGAGACAGAAGGUAUACCGUCAAGCCCUAAGGAUUCUACCGUUUCCUUCUCUACCCUGAAGAGACUUGGAAAUUAAUGGGUAACAUUUUGCAUGAAAAUUUCUAAAUGCUACUUGUUCUUAUCUCUGAGGCCUUCUGUGGAGAAUUAAUAGGAGGUUGAAUGAGCAAAUGGAUAAAGUGAACCGUCUUAAAGGAUUGAAGUUCCAAAAAUAUAUCAGCAGGACUGGACAGGUUUGAUAUAAUGAGAUUUCUAUUUUAGCUUGACUUCUGAAACUCUGAAUAAACUAUAAACUGAGCUACACAAGGUCCUGGGAAGGAAGUUUUUCUUCUAAACUAUUCUAGUUACAUAUAACAUUUUUCUUAUUUAGAUCCUUUGAAAAAAUAUAUAUUUAGUCAUCAAUAGGAAUAAGACUAUUAUACAUAUACCAACUUGUAAUGUAUGACGUGGGAGAGAAAGUAGCAAAUUGUGUCAUACAGGAAAAGACAUUUAAUUAAAGAAACAGACACCAGGAAGAGGAGAAAUCUCUAUAUAAGUGCUGGUUGAGAUGGCAGAAGCUUCUGCAGAUGCCUCAACUCUCCCCGUAACAGUGAAAAAGAAGAAAAGUUUAUCCAUUGAAGAAAAGAUCGACAUCAUAAAUGCAGUAGAAAGUGGCAAGAAAAAAGCAGAGAUUGCAGCUGAAUAUGGAAUAAAGAAAAAUUCAUUGUCCUCUAUUAUGAAGAAUAAAGACAAAGUUCUAGAAGCCUUUGAAUCUCUGAGAUUUGAUCCAAAGAGAAAAAGACUGAGAACUGCUUUCUACACAGAUCUGGAAGAGGCAUUAAUGAGGUGGUAUCGAAUUGCUCAGUGUCUAAAUGUACCAGUUAAUGGUCCAAUGUUGCGUCUAAAAGCAAAUGAUUUUGCCCAGAAACUGGGACAUAAUGAUUUUAAGUGUAGUAAUGGUUGGCUGGAUCGCUUUAAAUCCAGGUAUGGUUUAGUAUUCAGAGCUCAACCUGUAGAAGCUACAGGUGUAUCAGUAGACCCUUCAGCGGUGUGGCACCAAAACGUACUUCCUUAUUAUUUAAAUGAUUAUCAUCCUAAAAAUGUUUUUAAUAUAAAAGAGACUGGACUGCUUUAUCGAAUGUUACCUACAAAUACAUUUGCAUUUAAAGGAGAAACGUGCUCAAUUGGAAAGUUAUGCAAAGACAGAAUAACGCUGGUGGUCGGGACAAACAUGGAUGGCUCCGAAAAACUUCCUUUGCUUAUCAUUGGGAAAAACAGAAAUCCACAUUGUUUCAAAGGAAUAAAAUCAUUGCCUGUGUGUUAUGAAGCUAACAGAAUGGCAUGGAUGACCUCAGAUAUAUUUGAACAGUGGAUGCAGAAGCUUGAUGAGAAAUUUCAAGCCCAGCAACGAAGAGUUGUGAUUUUUGUUGAUUCUCUUCCUGCACACCCAGAGGUAAAGAACCUGAAGUCCAUUGAGUUAGCAUUUUUCCCAUCAUGUUUGUCUCCCAAAUUUAUAGCUAUGAAACAAGGUGUUAUUAAAAGCCUUAAAAUCAAAUAUCGACAUUGUCUUAUCAAGAAAUUUUUAAGUUCUGUUGAAGGCAGCAAAGAAUUUACAUUUUCCCUACUAGAUGCAGUUGACACAUUGCAUCUCUGUUGGAGGGCUGUAACCCCAGAGACUAUUGCUAAGAGCUAUGAAGAGGCAGGAUUCAAAUCUCAACAGGGAGAAAGCGACAAGACAAAUACAGAGUCCAACACUGGUCUUGAUUUGGUGUCCCACGCCCAAGCAGCGGGAGUGGAGUUUCCUGAAGGUUUAUCUAUAGAAGAGUAUGCUGCCCUGGACGAUGACUUGGAGACAUGUGAAGCAGCGCCAAGUGGUGAUACGGUCUGGACCAAAGAAAGUAAAUCAGAUGAAACUGGAUUUUAUACUUCUGAUGAAGAGGAUGAUGGUGGGUCUCUGGGAACUGAACUUCCCUUACCCUCAAAAAAUGAGGCAAUAACUGCUUUAGCUACUCUUAAAAAUUUUCUUAGAAGUCAAGAUAUGAAUGAUGGGCUUCAUAAUUCUUUAGCAGACCUUGAAAUUUUUAUUAACUCUUUAUCACUUAAGUAAUUAAUUAUUUUACAACAACUGAAGACUAGUACCUUUUCCUGAUAUAUUUUUCUAUAUGAGGUAUGUAAAGGGAAAAUACCACAAACACAAAAAAUGAAAAAUUAGUGCAUUUGGUUUACUUGCAAAUGUCUGGUCUGAUUAGUAAAAUUCCCUACGUAAAUUAAGUAAAUGAAAAAGCUGAAUUUCAAUUUAGCAAGCUUUUGAAAAGUAGAAAUGUAUUUCAGAGGCCUGUACUUGAAAAAUAUGGUAAAUGUGUUAAAAAUAAAAAACUAUCCAGCUAUCUGAUUUAUACAGAUUGAAUUGGUGAUUACUAUUUUCUUUCUUUUUUAAUGUGUACGUCAUGUUCCAGAAUAUUUUAGCUUAACUACCUCAUUUAAGGAACAAAAUCUUUAUUAUUGCUUAGAUAUUUAUUUUAUAAGUACAUAUAUAUGCCGUGUAUGUUUUAACUAGACUCUUAAGGAUCAAGUAUUAAUUUUAAAUUUUUAAAUUUUUCUCAUAACGAGCUAAUAUUUUUAAAAAUAAAUGAUAAAAAAAAACUACUGAAAAUAAAACUGGACCCAAUCAUACACCAAAAUGAUUAAAAAUUUGUCUUAACUAUUUUCAAGUUAUUUCUAUAUAAGUUCAAACAAAAGACUGUGACAUCAGACUUUUCUUAUCAUCUAAAAACAGAGGAUGAUAUGGAUUCUUUCUAAAUAUUUGUAUGUAUAUGUGUGUGAAAAUAGUAAAAUACAUUAUUGAAACAUUUGUUAAACUCUUAUGAUAUUUAUAUUGUAAUAAUACUACUCUUAAAAAGGAGACAUAUGUACU
Molecule: messenger RNA, 3335 nt
Organism: Myotis myotis
Lineage: Eukaryota; Metazoa; Chordata; Mammalia; Chiroptera; Vespertilionidae
Gene: TIGD4
Product: tigger transposable element derived 4
Exons: 2
Coding region: 990-2528 (512 amino acids)
Cellular component (GO): nucleus
Molecular function (GO): DNA binding
Source: RefSeq, a predicted model, not a curated record